AUGCUGAGGACCCAAGCUUAUGCUGACCUUCACCACGCAGAGGGCAAAGACAUGUCAUUUGAUUCAAAGCGUGAAGUUGAAAAUGAAAAGGAACCAGUCUCCACCAAGGAGGCUACUGAACCGUGCAGUGACCUAGAUGCCAUAAAAAGCCACGAAGUCCAUGCCUUCUCUGAUCCAGCCAUCGCGGAAUAUUAUCGCAGAGAGUAUGAUAAAGUGCAGUAUGAGUGUAGGCAGUUCUUUGAUCCCACAUUGACCUGGACAAAAGAAGAGGAACGGCAGGUACUACGCAAACUCGACAUUCACAUUGUGGGGUUGAUUGUCAUCGUGUAUUUUGCAUGCCAGCUCGACUAUGGCUCACUAGGACAGGCGACAGCUGAUAACAUGCUUAAUGAACUGCAUAUGGAUACAAAUCAAUACAACCUGGGCAAUCAGUUGAGCAUUUUUGUGGCUCUGGCUUUUGAGCUCCCAAUGCAGCUAGUUAUACGGCGGUAUGGAGCAGACAAGGCUAUUCCAUAUCAAAUGCUUAUAUGGGGCGCAAUUGUGCUGUGUCAGGCAGGAAUGAAGAACUGUUAUGGGUUUUAUGCGACCAGAGUCCUAUCCGGCAUUGCAGCAGCAGGUCUAUUAACCACCGUUACUGUGUGGCUCACAUAUUUCUACACAUCAGGCGAGUUGGCGUUCCGCACAGCCUUCCUAUUCGCAACUUCCACCAUGGACCAGGUGUUCUCUGCAUUAAUAGCAUAUGGCGUUUUGAGAUUGAGGGGCGUGUGCAACCUAUCUGGAUGGCAGUGGCUAUUCAUAGUCGAAGGCAUCAUUACGUUCUCGGCCGGGCUCUAUGUCUGCUUCACGAUGGUGCCUUCGAUCGCACAGACGAAAGGUGUUAUGUACCCUAAAGGAUGGCUCAGCGAACGCCAGCAGUUAAUUGCUGUGAACCGCCUGCUGCGCGAUGACCCCAGUAAAGGCACAAUGAAUAACAGACAGGGCAUCACCAUAAGGGAAUUCCUGCGGUCCCUGAGUGACUACGAUUUCUGGCCGCUCUACGCCAUAUCUUUGAUAGUGAGCAUACCGGAGGCCGCGGUGGUGCCCUACCUUCCCCUGAACCUCCGGAGUCUUGGCUUUUCCUCGCUAAAAGUACAGAUCCUGAUUAUCCCAGCAUUCUUCAUCCACGCGAUAUCUAUGCUCAUCUUCACCAAACUAUCAGAUGUCUGGGACGAGCGCGCGCUGAUGGAGAUAUUUCCCCUCAUAUGGAAGGGAAUCACGCUCGGCUGCUUGAGAUGGUGGUCGGGCUCUUUUGUUGACAAGUGGGGAACGUACGCCCUGCUCAUUACCCUGCGCGCGGUGCCCUCCUACUCGCCUAUAUACACGGGCUGGAGCUCUAAAAACGCAAACUCGGUCAGAACACGCGCUGUCGCCGCCGCAGCAGGCCAGUUCUUUAAUAAGAUCGGAUACAUCCUUGCAAACCAAACCUACCGGAAGGACGACGCACCGGCCUAUCACAGAGGAAACUUGUUACUAUUCUGCAUCAACCUCAUUACCAUACCUCUGAUGAUCGGGUCCAAACUCUACUUCGUUUGGCGCAACAAGCGCAGAGACGAACUAUGGAACAAGAUGACGGAGAAAGAGCGGCAGCACUACACUUUGACCACUACAGACCAGGGAAACAAAAGACUAGACUUUAGAUUUGCACACUGA
Eremothecium gossypii ATCC 10895 is the source of this 1689-nucleotide messenger RNA. Its product is annotated as AGR235Wp. The transcript has a single exon. The coding region runs from base 1 to 1689 and encodes 562 amino acids. Gene Ontology annotation, molecular function: transmembrane transporter activity. Lineage: Eukaryota; Fungi; Ascomycota; Saccharomycetes; Saccharomycetales; Saccharomycetaceae. Gene Ontology annotation, cellular component: membrane. The record is from RefSeq and is marked provisional. Gene Ontology annotation, biological process: transmembrane transport.